Mytilus trossulus (common blue mussel) is the source of this 2824-nucleotide messenger RNA. Its product is annotated as melanopsin-B-like. The transcript has 7 exons. Gene Ontology annotation, cellular component: plasma membrane. Gene Ontology annotation, molecular function: G protein-coupled photoreceptor activity; peptide binding. Gene Ontology annotation, biological process: phototransduction; cellular response to light stimulus; cellular response to hormone stimulus. Lineage: Eukaryota; Metazoa; Mollusca; Bivalvia; Mytilida; Mytilidae. The coding region runs from base 701 to 2767 and encodes 688 amino acids. The record is from RefSeq and is a predicted model, not a curated record.
ACGCGGAGAAUUACUAAAGAAACGAAGAGAUAAACGUCUUACACCCCACUCCGUCAGACAUAUGUUUUAAAUGAACCCUCACCUGAGUGAUAUUACAUAAAAUUGUUUACAAAGGUAGAAACGUGUGAAUAUUCAUUUUAAAUAGUGUACCAGCUACACAAAAUAACGGAAGUUAGCACUAACAAAUACUAUCAUGUGUAAACAUGGGCAAAGUUUGGAAGAACAUAUAUUAAGUAAGGUGCAUGGCCUGUAUUCUACGGCUGCAUAACUAUUUGGAAUUUAGGACUUAAAGAAAAAGCAACUACAUAAAGAACGGUAUAAUUAAAACACGCAGUUAAUACAGUUCGUUUAGUCAGUAUAGGUCGGUAUAGCUAACACGAUGAAGCUAUCAUUGUUUCUACAAAAUAUGAGAAUUCAUUAAUGAGUGUAAAUCCUAUCACAUAUUCGAUUAUUUUAAGCAUAAGUUUACAAACACAAAAUGUUGGAAAUAUAGAUACAAGUGUAAACGUGGAGCCAAUAUACUUCAUCAUGACGGAGUGAUUAGCAGCGGAUGGUUGAGUGAGAACAUAAUUACUGAAAUACGUAAGACAUUUUAUUGCUAUUUUUACAAAUUUUUAAAGAAUAGUGUACUAGCGUUUUUAAAAAUCAAACAAUUUUAAUUUUUUAAGUCGACGGCCUAUACACACUUUUAACAUUAUCAAUGGCAAAUAUGUGGAAUAAAACCACCGCAAGUAAAAUUCUUGCACCGAUUUUCCCAUACGAAGACGACGGAAAUUCAACAGCAUUAGGAAAUGUAUCACGGAAGCAUUUUUCCCUUGUGGAAACAGCAAUUUUCGGAACAUGGAUAUCCAUUUCAAUGGUGUUUGCUAUUUUUGGCAAUCUGAUGGUCAUAGCAGUUGUUAUACGACACAGAGGCAUGCGGACUAGAACUAAUAUGUUUUUAGUGAAUUUAGCAAUUGCAGAUUUUUUAGUUGGAGUUUUAUUAGCACCAUUUUCUUUGACAACAUUAAUUGCGAAGGAUUGGAUUUUUGGUGAUAUUUUAUGCUUUAUAAACAGUUUUUGCAACGCAGCAUUUCUUAUAACAUCCAUACAGACUUUAAUGUAUAUAAGUAUACACAAGUAUUUAUCUAUCACUCGCCCGCUUACUCAAAUAACAAAAUGUAAAAUCUUAAUUAUGAUUGGUGCUGCAUGGGGAUGGGCUAUUGUAUGUGCAUCACUCACAACAUUCAUUCUGAGUACAUCAAAAUAUAAAGAAGGAACGAUGCAAUGUGGACCUAAAUACCCGACAUAUUCUACAAAAUCGCUUACUUUCCAUUUCAUUAUUCAAGCCUCUAACAUAUUUCUUCCGCUUUUUCUGAUGAUUGGGUGUUAUGUCCGCAUGUUUGCUGAGAUAAAGCAGCACAUGCAGAGGUUAGAUGAGAAUACAGCACUAGACCGUAAUAUGAUUUUUAGUCAACAGAGGAGAGUAACCAUCACAUUAUUAAUUGUCCUAUCUUGCUUUGUAUUAUGUUGGAUACCGUACUGUGUUUACUCUAACUACGCAGCAUUUGUACGAGACAAGUCAACAAUACCAAGAUAUGCUAAUGCUAUUGCGUACUGUUUUGGUUAUAUGAAUUCCGCCUGUAAUCCUAUUAUAUAUGCUUGGCGUAGUCCGUCCUUUCGAGAGGGUUACAAGGAGAUCUUAUGCCAGGAACCAUCCUAUGUCGUGUCUGACGAUGACCCACAAGAGAAAUUACCUAAAAUGCUUGUGUAUCGUGUCUUUUGGGAUAAUACACUUCAUGACAGCUCCCCGGGGCCCCUCAGAAGAUUGUCUACGAUGAUCCAUGCCUCAUUCCGGGGGUCGCGUCAUGGUUCCAGACGAAACUCAGACGAGUCUAUUCAUUCGUUACGGUUAGGCAGAAAUAGUGUAGCAUCACCAACAACUCUUUCUUCUCAUAAAUUAAUUCGUCAACUUACUUCAAAAACAGCAAAAGGUAGUUCUCUCAUUAGAAGAGACGGUUCUAUCAUCAUGAUUAAAAAUGGAAAAAUUAUAUCAAUGAGACGAGAUCCCUCUUUUUCUAGAAUGUCAGACGAUGUAUUUCUUCCUUCGCCUUCUGAAACGACUCUUCAUUCAAUGGAAAUGUCGCAUUCCAAUCAUUCUGCUCUGAACAAAGUUAAAGAGGAGAGCUUUGAAACUGAACCUCUAUUAAACGACGACAAAUCUAGUCAACAAAUUACUACUGGGAAUGGACAUGUCAGUCAUAUUGAAACAUCACCUGACAAAAAUCAUAACUUGAAAAACAAUUCGAGUAUUCCAGAAUGUAACAAAGCUAAUUCUCCACGGAAGCGACUGACAAGAAUGGCGCGAGUGACAUCUAAUUCAGACGAUAACAUUACUGUAGACACAUCAGAUUGUGGGAUUCAAAUUUCUAUUUUUGAUCAUGAUUCCAGUCCGGAAAAUACAAAUGGCUUCACAUUUCCUUCUAGUCAUCAAGACUAUAUAAAUAAAAUCCAUGACAGAAUAUAUACAAAUAACAUGAAAAGGGCAAGCAGUGAAACAAAUAUGAAACUUCACAAUGCAGCAGCGAUGUCAACUUUUAACACUACGUCUAAAAGCUCAAAUAUUAUAUAUAAUGUUCCAUAUUUAGAAUCAUCUCUUAGAAGCUCUAGUGACCUUAACGAACAAUCAAGUUCUAGUGACCCAAAUGUGACAAAACAGGCUAUACCUCAGUAUCGUCAUAGGUAUACUGUAAGUAAAGAGAAUAUCAGAUGUAGUCCAAAGAAAUAACGACAGGAUUUUAUAGUAUUAUAUGUGAAUUUUUAUUAUUAAAUGGCAUAAAAUGUA